AUGGGAACAAGAGGAUUUACCUUUUGUCUGCUGCUUCUGCUGCUGUUCUGCGCGACGAACCACGUCGAGUUGGCACAGGCGGCCAAUGAUGCUUGCACCGUGUGCACUUGCUCGGGAACUGAUGUCAAUUGCUAUGGCCAAUCUCUCACAGCCAUUCCGAGUGGAAUCCCAACCCACACAACACAACUGACUCUCGACCUCAACUCGAUCACUAGCAUUUCGGCAAACGCAUUCACCGGUCUUACUGCCCUGACUUACCUGUCUCUGCAAUACAAUCAAAUCACCGGCAUUCCUGCUGGCACAUUCACCGGCCUGACUGCGCUGACUGCCCUGUUUUUCGCCUACAACCAGAUCACCAGCAUUCCUGCUGACACAUUCACAGGCCUGACUUCGCUGACUUACCUGUCUUUGCAAAACAACCAGGUCACCAGCAUUUCGGGAACCGCAUUCACCGGCUUGACUGCGCUGACUUCCCUGUCUCUGGGACCCAACCAGAUCACCAGCAUUCCUGCUGACACAUUCACCGGCCUGACUGCGCUGACUACCCUGUCUCUGCAAAACAACCAGAUCACCAGCAUUUCGGGAACCGCAUUCACCGGCUUGACUGCGCUGACUUGCCUGUAUUUCGGCUCCAACCAGAUCACCAGCAUUCCUGCUGGCGCAUUCACAGGCAUGACUUCGCUAACUUACCUGUCUCUGUAUCUCAACAAGAUCACCAGCAUUUCGGCCAACGCAUUCGCCGGCCUGACUGCGCUGACUUACUUGUCUCUGUUCAACAAUAAGAUCACCAGCAUUCCUGUUGGCGCAUUCACCGGCCUUACUGGGCUGACAGAUCUGUAUCUAGACGGCAAUCAGAUCACGAGCAUUCCCUCUUCUUCAUUCACAAACCUGACUGCGCUGACUGCCCUGGCUUUGCAAAACAAUCCUAUCACGACUUUGCCACCUGGUCUGUUCAAGGGCUUGCCAAAUGGCUUGGCGUUGUCGAAUCCAAACCCAUAUCUGGCCCCCAAUAACUUUACUUUUGGUGGCAACACUGUUGCUCCGCCCAGCACCUACGGCAAUGCAUCGAAACCAUACAAGUGUGAUACAGUCUGUGCCACCUGCUAUGCUGUGGGGUCCAGUGCGUGUUGCGAGACCAAUUGCCUGUACUGCACUUCAUCGUCUGUGUGCACUCAGUGCUAUGACGGUUAUGGCAUGCUGGGUGGAUCUUGUGUUCCUCUUGCUUCCAUCGCUUCGGUCGCUUCGGUUGCGUCCACGCAAUCUGCCUCGGCAGCCUCGAUGGCCUCUGAUAUUUCCGCUGCCUCGGCGUCCGUUGCCACUGUGUCCUCAGCGUCAAUUGCCUCGCAAAUGUCUGCGUCCGCCGCCAGUGCUUCAUCUGUUUGGCAGACAUCGGCUGCAUCUGCUGCGUCCAAUGCUCCAAACGAGUCAAGCGAUGCAUCUUCUUUGCCCAUUAUUCUUGGAGUCAUUUUUGGCGUGCUAGGUCUUCUCUUGUUGGUUGCGCUGGUUGUGGCCCUUCGGCGUCGUCGCUCGCCAAACGCAUUGGCAACCAGCAGCACGGCCACCAAGCUCCGCGAAUCGACACCCGGCUCGGAGCCGACCUAUCAGGUUGUCGAUAACAGCGGAACUGUGGCAAACGUUGUGAAUCCAACCUACAGCACGUUGUCUGCGACUGGCGACCACGCCUUGUACGAACACGUUGGCUCACAGCCUCAAGGUCCUACGGGCUCGGAGCAAGUGUAUGCCGAAGCAUCUGCACCCGGCGUCGAGUACGCUGAUCCUUCGCUGCCCAAUGCCUCGUCUGUCCGUGUGCCGCCCACGCCCUCAACAACCACUUACUCGACGAUCUCCGGUGUAGUUUCCACCACCAGACGGUAA
Molecule: messenger RNA, 1875 nt
Organism: Capsaspora owczarzaki ATCC 30864
Lineage: Eukaryota; Filasterea; Ministeriida; Capsasporidae
Exons: 13
Coding region: 1-1875 (624 amino acids)
Cellular component (GO): extracellular matrix
Molecular function (GO): protein binding
Source: RefSeq, a predicted model, not a curated record